Messenger RNA from Ostrea edulis (European flat oyster), 789 nucleotides. RefSeq lists its product as uncharacterized. Lineage: Eukaryota; Metazoa; Mollusca; Bivalvia; Ostreida; Ostreidae. The coding region runs from base 107 to 742 and encodes 211 amino acids. The transcript has 3 exons. The record is from RefSeq and is a predicted model, not a curated record. Gene Ontology annotation, molecular function: protein binding.
ACGAAUAUUUUUACGUACGAAUUACUCAGAAGUAGAACUUUUCAUGAGUUACUGCCCUUGUCUUAAACUCUCCAGUUAGUACAAUCAGAUUUGUCAGUCGACAUAGAUGCUCAGAGACAGAAGUCUCCACGCGCACUACAUACGGCAAAGAUGCCACCACACCUUGUACAGAGUACAACCCCUUAUCGUAUCCUGUAGUCCCCCAGUGUUUACCUUACUGUUCCUGUUUGUUGCCGUGCAGUUCACUGCUACACUAUCUGACACACCACAUCAGAUCGUGACCAAAUACAAAAACUAUCACACAAUAUGCAAUGGACUGGGAUACAAAGAAAAAUAUUGUGCAAACAAUGGUGUUGUCGCAUUCCAAGCCCUGCUUCAGAAUCACAUAUCUAAUCUUGGAAAGCAACAGCCGGUUAAAUUUGACACAGUGAAGCUAAAUGAAGGAUCAGGAUAUGACGUCAAAACAGGAAAAUUCACUGCUCCAGAGGAUGGGGUGUACUCCUUUAGCUGGAAUGUUUUAGUUUACUCGGGAAAAGAGUUUCAUACGGAGAUUGUCAAGAAUAAUAAUGUCGUUGCAAAGAAUUACGCUGAUGGUAAAAUAGUGAAGAGUGGUCUUUACCUGACAAGCUCAUCCACGGUCAACAUCAAAAUGAAAAAAAAGAGAACAGGCGUGGAUCAGAGUACACUACAAUUACGGACAGUACCUAUAUGGCGAUUCUUGGUCAUAUUUUUCUGGCUUUAAACUGUAGUUUUUAACUUUGAUUGGUCAAUAAAUGUAUGCGAAUCAUU